GCUUCGGACAAACGCAAUUCUCUCCUGGCGAAAGUUUCGCGACUCUUUCACUUGCUUUCCCGCUCCCGCCUGGUCUCUCUUCAAUGGCGAGCGAAGCUCGUUCCCUUCCCCAUCUGCUAGUUCUACCGCGCAAUUACAGGUCAAUCGUUCAGAUCGCUCCCCGAUUCAUUUCGUUCUCCGCAAACUUUACGGUUCUCUUCCUUGUUGCCUCGGCCAUCUCCUCCUCUCUCAGAGUUUCAGGUGAUGGAUGCUCUGAUAAGGAGAAAACAUUAGCCAUUGUAAAACCAGAUGGAUUUUUGGGUAACUAUACGAAUACGAUAAAGGAAAUUAUUCUGGACUCAGGCUUCAGCAUAAGCAUGGAAAUGAUCACUCAACUUAAUGAGGAAACUGUGAAAAUUUUUUAUGCUGAGCACUCAGCAAAAAGCUUCUUUCCACGACUUCUUAAAUACAUGACAAGUGGCCCAGUUCUUGUUAUGGUUCUGGAGAAAGUCAAUGCCAUUGCAGAUUGGCGUGCUAUGAUUGGACCAACUGAUGCACACAAGGCUAAGGUUACCCAUCCAAACAGCAUCAGAGCCAUGUGUGGGCUGGAUUUAGAAAGAAACUGUGUUCAUGGUUCAGACUCAUCUGGGUCUGCUACUAGGGAGAUAUAUUUCUUCUUUAAGGAGACUUCUCCAGGGGUUUUCUCAAAGCAUGACGAAUUGUAAAUGGUUGCAUAUGGAGAAGAACUAUGUGCCUUGUAUGGACAUCUACAGCCUCUUUUAAUGAUGCAACUCUCCUCAAACGAAAUAGUUCAGUACUGUGUCCUCAUAAUGAACCGGAGGAUGAAGUACCUGAGUUUGUAUUUAGCAUAUACUUUGUUUUUUUUUACCAAAUUUCAUUUUCCUCCUCAUUUUUUUGUUUGUUUGUUUUUUCUUUGUACUGACAGACAAGCUGGUUUCUGAUGUCAAAUCCCAUGUGGAAUUAUCUGAAAUCUGAGUCUUGUAACUGGUAUGUAAUUAUGUAAAUGGAAUUCUUAAUUUG
Diospyros lotus (date-plum) is the source of this 1020-nucleotide messenger RNA. RefSeq names its product probable nucleoside diphosphate kinase 5. Gene Ontology annotation, biological process: CTP biosynthetic process; GTP biosynthetic process; UTP biosynthetic process. Lineage: Eukaryota; Viridiplantae; Streptophyta; Magnoliopsida; Ericales; Ebenaceae. Gene Ontology annotation, molecular function: nucleoside diphosphate kinase activity. The transcript is spliced from 6 exons. Bases 84 to 704 code for a protein of 206 amino acids. The record is from RefSeq and is a predicted model, not a curated record.